AGUUUAGCAUACGCGCAGAAUAAAGUGGCGAAGAUGGACGAUAGCAAUGGGAACGCCAAAUCUAUUAACAUUUUUCGGAUGAUUUUAUGGGUUUUUAUUGUCUUAACAUGGGGUGCGUAGCGAUUGGAUUAUGGAUGUUAAUAGAUAAAAAGAUAUCUCAACCAUUACAAAUAUUCAAAAGAAAGCCUGAUGAUAGACACCUCCUAGCAGCACCAGCAGUUCUUUUGACGGCCGGUAUCAUUAUCAUAGGUAUGGGAGUCUUGGCAAUGUUUGGAUAUAUGAGGAAUAGUAGAAAAUUAUUGACAUUGUAUGGUGGUUUACUGUUUAUCGUUAUGCUCUUCGAAUUGGUUGUUGGCUUUAUGGCUGUUCAUUUUGAAGAUGAAAUCCAUUUGUAUGUUAAGAAAGGUAUGAAAAUAUCCAUCCGGGAAUACUACGAAUAUGAAAAUAAUGUUGGAAAAGCGUGGAAUUGGGUUCAAGUGAGAUACAAAUGUUGUGGAGCAGAUUUUUCCAGUGAUUAUCAAAAUAGUAAAUGGUUUGUCAGAGUUAACAAGGGCAACAACAUAAAUCAAAAUAAACAGUACGUACCCAGAACUUGCUGUAGUCUAGCUCAAAAUGAAGAUCCUAGAAAAGCGGAUACUCAAAAUCCGAAUAUUAUCAAUUUUCGGAGGUGUCAAGACGAAGCUUUUGGUCAACAACAGGGAGGAGCUAGUUUAAAUAAUAAUGGAUGUUUUGCACAACUGCUGAAUAGAAUGGAAAGGAUUAUAACGGCUCUUAUGACAUUAGGAUUAAUUGUUGGUCUUUGUCAGGUUUUCGGACUGUUAAGCGUUUAUGUUGUUGUUAAACAAUUAAACUCGAAGAAAGCUUGA
Molecule: messenger RNA, 866 nt
Organism: Dimorphilus gyrociliatus
Lineage: Eukaryota; Metazoa; Annelida; Polychaeta; Dinophilidae
Source: the annotation of a GenBank genome assembly